AUGGAAGCAAGCGAACUCGGGAGAUGGACACGGUUCGCCAGCAAAGGCGGCAUUGGGAAGUGCACCGCAUUGGAGGACUGUAUAGCGGAGCAGUCUCAGGAUCUCAUGUUCAUGAAGGAUGACGAGAUCAUAGUUCUCAUGCAAAUAUCUGGUCAACCUGAUACCUAUCUUGGUUAUUGCGAGGGCGUCGUUGGUAACUUCCACGGCGCAGCCGUUCGUUUUCACGGACGUCUCAAGAAACCAGUCCUCACGAAGCGCCAAUCCACUGCUUCU
Epithele typhae is the source of this 273-nucleotide messenger RNA. RefSeq lists its product as uncharacterized. NCBI's taxonomy places the organism in Eukaryota, Fungi, Basidiomycota, Agaricomycetes, Polyporales, Epitheliaceae. The record is from RefSeq and is a predicted model, not a curated record. The transcript has 3 exons. The annotation marks the transcript as partial. Gene Ontology annotation, molecular function: protein binding.